AUGCAGUUAAACGAACUGGGCCAUAUAAGUCAUACCGAGAACUGCACGUAUACAUUUGCUAUGGCCGGGAAAAGCCAGAAGAGCAAGAGGACUGUAUCUGUCUGUAUUCCCUGUAAGAGUCAAAAACUGAGGUGCAAUAAAGCGCGUCCCAUUUGCUCGAGAUGCCAGAGACUUGGAAAGCACUGCCAUUAUGGUGCCCAUACUCAAAUUCUCACACCGGCCGAAGAACUACUAGAUAACGGUACAAUCUCACUAACCAAUACAUCCUCUCAACUACCAAGCUUUUAUUUAACGCCCAGGCCGAGCGAUGGAACUGUCCUCUCACGCAGCAGCGAGAAACUGACCGACAAAGCACAUGUGAUCCAAAGUAGCCCUGACCUUGAAAUUUAUGAAGAUUUGCAACUGUGGGACCCGAAUAACGUGAUUGUUACUUAUGGAUCAACAACGUUUUUUGAGCUCCCCUUUGCAGCCCACUCGAUAAUUCAAUACGAUCCAUUUACUAGAUUACUUUGCGGCUCACUUCAUGGUACGACACUGUAUGAUCUCCAAUCUCGAUUAAAUAAAAUAUCAGUGGAUCCAAACACUCCUGCAAAUCCUGGAUCAGAGUUACUACGAGAAGAACUUGGACCAUUGUCAUUUUUGGAGAAAUCCAUUAUGAAAUGGGUGAAUAUGACCACUGAGAAUGCAACAAACCAGCUACCAUUCCAAAUUUUCAAUAAUGGACACACCAUUGAAGAUACAAUGCACCCAACUUUACUUGCCACCGUACAAGUAAUAGUAAGGGAAAUCAACAUCUUAUUGUUGUCAAAAAGUGAAAUCGAUCAUUAUCUUAGACACUUCUAUGAGAAUGUGUACCCAUUCUAUCCCUUUUUCGAAAUUCCUCUUUUUGAAAAACAGCUGAAGGAUAUAUUACACGACCGACCGGGAGAUAGCUACGAAAUUAAUGUCUACGAUCAAAAUAUAAGGAUAAAACUGCAAACAUUAGUCUUUUUUUUGAUCGUUUUAUCAAUUUCUUUAAGGUGCUCUACUAUAGACCCUGAUGACAGUAAAAUGACUGAAACAAACUGUAAUGACAUUGCCAGACAAUUGAUUUUAUACUCGCAAAAGAUUCUUUCAUUGUUGGAUGGGUUCAGAGUAACCAACGAAAGUAUUAUGUGCUGUAAUAUGUAUUUGUUUUUGGCUGAUAUUCUCAAUCCCGAAAAUAGAAUGCCAUAUCCAUCACAUGAUGAGUUACUCGCUCUAAACUGUAUCAACGAACUUGGGACGACUCUGGGAGUUUUUAACGACCCUUCAGUAUUUUUAAGAUACAGGAAUGACCCUAAUUACGACACUUCUAAAGACUCAUUGAAACGAAAGGUUUGGAUAGGUAUUCAACUACUCAAAAUGCAACACUCAACAGCAGAUGGUGGAAACAAUGUGAUUGAUGUGAAACAUAUGGAAACCUUUCUUAACACUAACAAGGAUUCGUUGCCGGUGUUUACUACCCGAUUCAAAGGAGCCUCAUACGCAGACUCUCGUAUAUUUGCGAUACAAGAGGAUCUCUACAAAUUCCAUCUAGUAAUGCAAAGGUUGAUGAAAAGCUGUUCCCCAUUAAACGACCAUCAACGCCUCACAGAUAUUAAGAAGAACAUGGUAGAAUUCAUGGAAUUCUUAGAGAGCCGUUUUUCGCUUGAUGACCUAAAGAAUUGUGAGAAAGGAAGUGAUGAGAUAAAAGAGAAAGACUGGAGGAAUGCCAGUAUAAAUAUCAAUGCAGUAGCGAACUUCUGGUUAUUUACAGCGAACAUAAUGGGUCGGUCCUGCUUGUUGAACAUAAACACAAUGCUAUUUAUCCAUUUUGAGAAAUUGUGUGCCAGGGAACCCGAGAAAUACCAAAGUUACUAUCAUCAUUAUUUACUCCAAACGUUGACGAACUACCUAACUCUACUGGAACUUAUAGUUGGCUACCUGAAUGGGGGUUUUGACUUGUACCUGCUGUUUAGCCAUCGCUUUUGUUUUAACAAAACGGUGAUUUUCACGAUUUUAAAACUUUGGGUAACGCAAAUGCGUCUUGCUUUGAGGUUCAGUUACAAGAAGCUAUCGAGGAGCUCCCACACAGGACCCUUAAAUCUAAACGAUUCAGCCGUUGAUGAUUCUUUGGUACAAUGCAUUGAUACACUGAAAACUCAUCUGAAAUUAACUGUGGACUUGAUGGCUAACUCCCUUCAGGACUCAUAUAUUGGCGCGUUCCAAGCUCUCCAAAUGGCAAGGUACUUAGUUUAUUUGUUAGACACGGAUUCCCUUGCGUACUCAACGACAAGAUUUUGGAAUAAAAUAUUCCACAUGACAGACAUCCCUGAAAGAAUAGUAGAGAAGGUGAAUUCUAAAUGGGGGGUCGGUCCAAACUCUACCGACUUUAUCAAACAUUAUCUGAUGAAUCCAGAAGUUUUGAAGAAUAUCUCUGCGCCAUUGUUAGAGAAAAUUGCUGAGACGUUGGGUAGCUUGCCCCUUGCAAAUGAUAAGAUCAAUCCUUCUUUGGGGCUGGCCAUUCCAUCAGUUGAAAAUAACGAGGAAACCAAGAACGCCGUCCUUAACGAGUUUUUGGAGUCCAAUUUUGAAUUGUUUUUGAGCGUUAUAAACGACAAUAUGGGAGAAUUACCCACGAUUUAA
Huiozyma naganishii CBS 8797 is the source of this 2646-nucleotide messenger RNA. RefSeq names its product Rds1p (gene RDS1). Gene Ontology annotation, biological process: positive regulation of transcription by RNA polymerase II. Gene Ontology annotation, molecular function: zinc ion binding; DNA-binding transcription factor activity, RNA polymerase II-specific. NCBI's taxonomy places the organism in Eukaryota, Fungi, Ascomycota, Saccharomycetes, Saccharomycetales, Saccharomycetaceae. The transcript has a single exon. Gene Ontology annotation, cellular component: nucleus. The record is from RefSeq and is a predicted model, not a curated record. Bases 1 to 2646 code for a protein of 881 amino acids.